Messenger RNA from Microcebus murinus (gray mouse lemur), 5122 nucleotides. RefSeq names its product ubiquitin associated and SH3 domain containing B (gene UBASH3B). Gene Ontology annotation, cellular component: cytoplasm. Gene Ontology annotation, biological process: platelet aggregation; collagen-activated tyrosine kinase receptor signaling pathway; negative regulation of signal transduction. Gene Ontology annotation, molecular function: protein binding; protein tyrosine phosphatase activity. The record is from RefSeq and is a predicted model, not a curated record. NCBI's taxonomy places the organism in Eukaryota, Metazoa, Chordata, Mammalia, Primates, Cheirogaleidae.
GCUCCUCUCCAUGGGCUUCCCCAGAGCCCGCGCACAAAAAGCCCUGGCAUCCACAGGAGGAAGAAGUGUUCAGGCAGCAUGUGACUGGUUGGUUAUUCUCCCACGUCGGUGACCCCUUCCUGGAUGACCCCCUGCCCCGGGAGUACGUCCUCUACCUCCGCCCCACCGGCCCCUUAGCACAGAAGCUCUCCGACUUUUGGCAGCAGUCGAAGCAGAUCUGCGGGAAGAACAAGGCGCACAACAUCUUCCCCCACAUCACCCUCUGCCAGUUCUUCAUGUGCGAGGACAGCAAGGUGGACGCCCUGGGGGAAGCCCUGCAGACCACGGUCAGUCGCUGGAAGUGCAAGUUUUCAGCCCCGCUGCCCCUGGAGCUCUAUACCUCCUCCAACUUCAUCGGCCUCUUCGUGAAGGAGGACAGCGCCGAGGUCCUCAAGAAGUUCGCAGCGGACUUUGCCGCGGAGGCUGCGUCCAAGACCGAAGUACACGUGGAACCUCAUAAGAAGCAGCUGCACGUGACCCUGGCUUACCACUUCCAAGCCAGCCACCUACCCACCCUGGAGAAACUAGCCCAGAACAUUGACGUCAAGCUCGGGUGUGACUGGGUGGCAACUAUAUUUUCUCGGGAUAUCCGAUUCGCUAACCAUGAGACGUUACAGGUGAUCUACCCCUACACCCCUCAGAACGAUGACGAGCUGGAACUGGUCCCCGGGGACUUCAUCUUCAUGUCUCCAAUGGAGCAGACCAGCACCAGUGAGGGCUGGAUCUACGGCACGUCCUUAACCACCGGCUGCUCUGGGCUCCUGCCUGAGAAUUACAUCACCAAGGCCGACGAGUGCAGCACCUGGAUAUUCCACGGUUCGUACUCAAUCUUAAAUACUUCAUCGUCCAACUCUCUCACGUUUGGGGACGGAAUCUUGGAGAGGCGGCAGUACGAGGACCAGGGACUGGGAGAGACGACGCCCCUGACCAUCAUCUGCCAGCCCAUGCAGCCUCUGAGGGUCAACAGCCAGCCUGGCCCUCAAAAGCGAUGCCUCUUUGUGUGUCGGCACGGUGAGAGGAUGGAUGUCGUGUUUGGGAAGUACUGGCUGUCCCAGUGCUUUGAUGCCAAAGGCCGCUAUAUACGCACCAACCUGAACAUGCCUCAUAGCUUACCUCAGCGGAGUGGUGGUUUCCGGGAUUAUGAGAAAGAUGCUCCAAUCACCGUCUUUGGAUGCAUGCAAGCAAGACUCGUGGGUGAAGCCUUAUUAGAGAGUCACACGGUUAUUGAUCACGUCUAUUGUUCCCCGUCCCUACGCUGCGUUCAGACUGCACACAAUAUCUUGAAAGGUUUACAACAAGACAAUCACUUGAAGAUCCGUGUAGAGCCUGGCUUAUUUGAGUGGACGAAAUGGGUUGCCGGGAACACGUUACCUGCGUGGAUACCUCCGUCCGAGUUAGCUGCAGCCAACCUGAGUGUUGAUACAACCUACAGACCUCACAUUCCAGUCAGCAAAUUAGUGGUUUCGGAAUCCUAUGACACUUAUAUCAGUAGAAGUUUCCAAGUAACAAAAGAAAUAAUAAGUGAAUGUAAAAGUAAAGGAAAUAACAUUCUGAUUGUGGCCCACGCAUCUUCCCUUGAGGCAUGUACCUGCCAGCUUCAGGGCCUGUCACCUCAGAACUCCAAGGACUUUGUACAAAUGGUCCGAAAGAUCCCAUACCUGGGAUUUUGUUCCUGUGAAGAAUUAGGAGAGACGGGAAUAUGGCAGCUGACAGAUCCGCCCAUCCUGCCCCUGACCCAUGGACCAACUGGGGGCUUCAACUGGAGAGAGACCUUGCUCCAAGAAUGAACCACAGGGGUGAAUGAGAAGAAAAGGGCUUAUGGAGAUGUGUCUUUUUGUUGUGUUCAGUAACAGUGGGAAAAUCUCCACCACACUCCAACCGGACAGCUCGGAAUAAUUUAGCAUAUUUCCUUUCAUGCUUAAAGUGCUUAUGAUGAGACCGUAAAUGAGAAAAAGACUUGAUUCAGAAGGAAAAAAAAAUUGUUCUCUCUGGACUCUUGCCUAGCUAACAAGGCUUUGGAGAAUCGUCUUCCUGAAUCCAGGCACCUGCUGCAGCAGAGGACCUUUCUGCCUUCCACCUAUGCACGGCUGAGAAGUCUCACUCCUCCCAAAGGGAGCGGCUGGCCCACUGCAAGGGCUGCAAGAGGAAAGUGUAUGCACAGAAUCCCACCUGGGGAGCACUGAGCUGCCAGUUUGGGGAUGGAAUUUUCUUUUGAACUCCAUUUUCCAGUUAGGCAGAGCCAAGCUGAGGAAUCCUUUAAAGGUUAUCAGAAUACAUGCCCUGAAGAGAGUUGUUCUUAAGUUAAACAUCAAAUUCCACCCUCAGUCGACCCCGUACACCAGUGUCACUGGCUCAAGACACCUGCUUGAGGAUGCUAACAUUUGCGUUGGUACGGCCACAUUUUCUCUACAGCGGCUGGCCCUUCUUGCUACAGCCUGUCCCCUUUGCUUCUGUCUGUGAAAUGGGGAGACAAAGCACUUUUGGAUACUCAGGAGGAAGAUAUGAUAAAGGUGUGAAGUAUUCAAUCAUAGACGCAGAGAACUUGCAAAACAUAAAGUGACUUGGAAUUACCCGUAUUGUAGCCUAAUGAGCCACUGCACUUCUAAAUCACCAUUAUUUGUUUGCCUUUGCCCCUAGACUCUAGACUACGUUAUCUAGUUAAGGAUUUUGACCUUUUGAAGGGAUGUAUAUUAGAUACAUUACUUGAGUUAGCAAGAAGCUCAUUCUGUGCAAUAUGGACAUCUUUACAAACCAUUUCAAGGGGCAGUUUGUUGGACACUUACAGUACCUGUCAAACACAACAGAACAUCCACAAAUGCAUCAGUUAUACCAGGGAUGUAUAAUGAAGUCAGGGAACUAAUUUAAAUGCUGACAGUCACGACUGCACUGCUACUUGUGCUAUUGGUUUUUGUUUGUUUUUCUAUGGUAAUUUAAAAUAUAUAGGUAGGGCUAUUUAGAACAUUUGAAAAGCCACAUCCUGUGGUUUCUCAAUACACCUACUUCCUGCAUUUAGAGGGAGUUUAUUUAAAAGAAAAAUAAAUGACAAUCAAACCAAUACAGCAGUUAUCAACGUCCAUUUAAUUGUGUGACUGGUAGACUAUUAAUGGCCACAGACAAAGGUCUGGUAUGGUAUAGUUCACUCUGUAGAAUAUGUGUGCAAAGUGAAAUCACAGCCAUUUAGAGAGAACAUUAGUUAGUGUAAAACAGAUCUAUAUAUGUUGUAGCAACAUGGAAUAAAUUUCAAAACCCAGAUGCAUAAAACAUGGUAUAUAAAAAUAGAUCUAUGCUUGUUUUUAAAACUGGAAUUUGAUGGGCCCCUGGACAGAAGAGGAAGUGAAAAGAUGCUGGCUGUAUAUGUUAAUCAGCAAAAGGAGUAUGGAUGUAUUUUUUUAAGUCACUUAGAGGGAAAUAUGUCAUGAAUUUUACAUUUUAAGACACAGAUCAUGGUUUCUUUUAACAUUGCACAAACAAGUGACCCAGCUUCUGGGUAUGGAAAUACCCCUGUGCUGACAUGUUUAUAUAAAUGUUUUAGCUUUAAAGUGUUUUUUUUGGGGGGGAAGAUUACUCCCAUUAAAGAUCUUAAGUGAAAAGUCACGUUACAGCUAAUGUAAUGUCGAUACCAUUCAUUCUUCUGGUAUUUGAAAUGAAGCAAAUCCACUGUUUAAUUAGAUCUAUUAUCUUUAUUAGGUACAUAGCAAAUUUUUGUGGGCUCUGAGUGCUUGGAAUAAUGCUUGAACACCUCACAUCAGAUCUCCUUGAAACUGUAGCCGUGUGUUCUUGGCAGCAUCAGUACUUGUAGAAAAUACAGCCCAGAACUGGCUCUCGGCUCCUUCUCUCGCAGUUGUCUUAGUGCUGUGAUGAUCUGAUAAAUCGGUUUCACUGAGCUACAAUUCCUUGUCCUUAGUCCAAUAUGGACACGACCUUAGGCAAUGGUCUAUGUGAGCAAAAGGAGGCAGAGAUCUGAAAUAAUAUUCUGAAUAAUUAAGUGCAGGAAAGAGUUUAUGCCUAGGCUUUAAUUAUCCAAAUUACUUAUCAAAAUGGCCUGAAUGAUCAGAAUUCCCAUUAAAUUCUCAUGGCACAUUUACCUAUUUAAGAAACUAAACUUGGACUGCAACUGAGAAAUGUUUUGGAAAUCACAUUGAAUCCAUGUAUAACAGAGGAAACAGACAACUCUGUUACCCGAUUUUAUAUCAUCCAAACGUACUAGGUUGAUAUUACAACCUGAAGUUGAGGCUGGUUUUUUUUUUUUUUUUAUCUAAGCCAAUGCUUAUUAGAAUAAAUGAUGUGUGGGGAGUGGAGAGAGAAGGAAGGACAAGAAAGGAAGGGAAUGCCAGUUUAGAAUCAAAUGGUUUCUGGUAUCGAGAAAUUUUUUUUUUUUUAAUGUAGAAAAUUAUCUGAAAUAAACUAGGUGACAUGAAAUUACCUGGAGGAUUUAAUCUGGGAUUGAAAGUCUGGAACAGUUUCCUACUUCAAAAGUAUGCCACAUUGAUCUGCUAAUGCUCCAGUAUUAUUAUUCAUAGAUAGGACUUUGCUUUCCGUGAUUUUAAAAUGCCACAUCCAUUCCUCCUGGUCCUCCGUGGACUAGAAUAAUUGGCACAUUUUAAUGCAUAAGCUGGGGGUUUCAGUUUCCCAGGCUCUCUUCACCAUUGCUGCGUUGGUAGCUAGGAGCUUACUGCUUCACCCCAGUAUGGAGUUCAGAUUACAGUGUUCCCUGUCACAUUCAGAUUUUAGAAUCUGAAUGGCUGAUUAAAUGGCCAUGUGAUGGCUGAAAGAGGGGGUAUUUUUCACCCUGUAGUGAAAGGCUUGGAGGAGUUUCUCCUUUUUAUUUUAAUUAUACUUUAACCAAAGAAUUAUUUUAAAGUAAGCUUAUAUUUGAAAGAUGAUUUUGCAAAAAAAUAAAAUAAAAAUAAAAACUAUAUCUUCUGGAAUGAUGUCAGUUUGUGAUGAUCAUUGUUGAUGACUUUCUUGUUAGUGGUAUUUGGAGUGCAUAUAGAUUGUCUUCCCAUUGUGCCAACAUUACCAUAAAUGUGUCUUUUCCACUCAACUAGCUGUAUUCGUAUUAAAAUGAAGUCUCUUAUUUCAA